Messenger RNA from Rhincodon typus (whale shark), 1148 nucleotides. It is a transcript of the gene cimap1d, whose product is annotated as outer dense fiber of sperm tails 3-like 2b. The record is from RefSeq and is a predicted model, not a curated record. Gene Ontology annotation, cellular component: cytoskeleton. The transcript is spliced from 4 exons. Bases 158 to 913 code for a protein of 251 amino acids. Lineage: Eukaryota; Metazoa; Chordata; Chondrichthyes; Orectolobiformes; Rhincodontidae.
AGUGCAAUUGCUUCCAUGGAAACUUGGUAGUUGUUAAAGGCACCAACCUUUGUAUCAUUGCUCCAUCAGGGCAGUUGUAUUGCAAGGAUAACAUUUCAGUACCUGUGAUCACUCGAACUGCUUAACCCUGCUCAACAAGUUGAUUCAUUCCUAGAAGAUGAAGAAUAACACCAAGAAAGCAUAUCCCACCAUUGCAGCUCGUGAGAAAGGGCCUGGACCAGGAAGAUAUGGACUACCCCCAGCAAUUGGGUUUGUGGGACAUGAUUAUACCAAACACACAAAUCCAGCUUACACAUUUGGGAAAAAACACAGCAGUGCGUUGUACGAAGUCAACUGCAGUCCAGGACCUCGGUAUCACGUUGAUCCAAAGAUUACACGAUUUGGUAGGAAUGGAACACCCGCAUUCUCCAUAUUAGGAAGAGUGAAAACCUCUGAUGUUUCGCGAAAACCAGGAACACCUGGACCAGGCACAUAUAAUCCAGAGACUGCACCCCACCUUAACGAGCACAGAUCACCAGCGUAUUCCAUAGGAUCCCGAACUAGACAUCGCAAGGUGGAUGUAGUUCCUGCACCUAAUAGCUAUACUCUUCCCUCUCUGAUGGGACCAAAAGUUCCUAACAAGCCUUCCAGUGCUAGUUUCUCAGUCACUGGGAGGACAAAGAGAGAUGAUCUAUCCAAAACCCCAGGGCCUGGCAGGUAUAACCGCACUGACCCUAACAUUUACAAGCGGAAACUUCCAGCCUACUCGAUGCUGGGUCGAUAUGAUUUGCCCACCUAUUAUACUCAAAAGCCUGGACCUGGAGCACAUAGCCCUGAAAAAGUGACCAUCCAUAAGCCAAGAGUCCCAGCAUUCUCAAUGGGAUUGAGGCAUUCAGAGUUUGUCACUCCAUUUAUCAUUGACAUUUCAGAUUGAGGUUAAACCUGCUAAGGUCUAAAUUGAAAUUCAUAUUGUCCAUAUUGAAAUUUUUUUAACCUUAACAUAUGGAUUCUGUAAUCUUCAAAACUAAUAUCUAACUUUUAUAUUAUUAUAUACUUUAAUUGCUCUGUUCAAUGGAUUUUACAGGUGUCUUCUCACUUAUAUUGGUAAGCUGAAGUAUAUACAUUGACUAGAAAAGCACUGAUUAAUUAAAAUAGUACAAUUAUCAGGA